Molecule: messenger RNA, 1670 nt
Organism: Biomphalaria glabrata
Lineage: Eukaryota; Metazoa; Mollusca; Gastropoda; Planorbidae
Product: long-chain-fatty-acid--CoA ligase ACSBG2-like
Exons: 6
Coding region: 411-947 (178 amino acids)
Source: RefSeq, a predicted model, not a curated record
UGUAUGGUUUUAUAUAAACUCAGAGAGUCAAGACUGAUAAAGUUUCAUUUGUCUAUUCUAUAGUUACAUUAUUGUGAAGAAAAAGAUCGAUGCAUUUAGAUCUAUAUAUCUAGUUAAUCUAGAUAUAGAUCUAUCUAUACUAGAGUCUAGAUCUAUAUACAUCAGUAGACCAAACAAUUAACCACUUCGACUUUGAAAAACAAAAAGUCAUUAAAUAAUCUAGAUUUAGAUCUAGAUAUAGAGUUAGUAGAGUAGAUCUAAUAUCAUGAUCUAGGCCUGUUAUUAGUGUUAUUAAAGAACACCCUACUAUUUACUAAAUAAUAAGACCAUUUAGUCUUUUAGAUCUAGACUAGAUUUUAGAAAAAAAAUUAUAUCUCAAGUCUAAAGGAUUCAGCUGCAAUUAAAAAGUUAUGGAUUUUGUAAAGGUAUCAUCUUCCAAAACAAAACAUGUUUCUCUUGAUGAAGAAUUACGCUUCUUCAACCAAGGGGAUGUAAGAGAUUGCAUAGACCAGCCUAUUCCAGCACAUAAUUACUUUACAUACAAACUGGAUCAACCUGUUCACAUGAAAAUGAAUGAAUCAAUACCUCUGUCUAUUAUACCAUCAUUUUUUAUAGAAGCUGUGUCAAAAUAUGCAGACAGAGCUGCAUUAGUUUAUGAGAAUUCAACUUGUCCAGUUGUGAUCACUUAUAAAGGAUAUUAUACAGCUGUUUUGAAUGCGGCUAGUAGCUUCAUAGCUAUGGGAUUAGAGCAGAAUGGAGUCGUGGCCAUGGCUUGCUACAACUCAGCAUGUCAUUUUAUAUCUACACUUGGAGCUAUAUUUGCUGGUGGGAUCAUCACUGACCUUUACAGCUUUAGAAAACUGUCAUCUUUAUUCAGUCUGCUGGAGGACUCCAAGGCUUCUUUUGUGGUCGUUGACUCCACCCGGAAAAUUUCACAGGCAGUGUAGUUAAAAAAAACAAUUGGAGAUAUAUAUAUAAAUGUGCACAAUAUUUGAAGUGACGUAAUCAAAAUGCUAUUUUUAGAUUUGUUAAACCUACUACAGUCCAACUAACAAAGUGUCAGAUUUGAGAGGGCGAUUUCACAUUACAAGGUGUUCAAUAUUUAAAACUAACAAAUAAUUCAAGUUUUUUUAUCAGUGUUGUACUAUUCAUAAAGAGUUCCUUAUUUUUGCAAACAUUAUAGUUAUAUGUUGACCUCAAGACUCUACAUAAAAUAGUAAUAAAUUGGUACAAUUUUCAUUUGAAAUAGUGGCUAUUUAUGAGUUUGGUAUACAAUUAUGAUAAGAGUAUGUGGUUAUAUCAUAGGAAAAGGAUAUGUGGUCAUAUGAUUAAUACUUUUCAUGUUUGUGUUACAACAUAGAUAUAGUGUGCUGUUUUCUAACUAGCUCUUUGUUAGUUGUAGUGUUGUUCUAGCCUUGUAUUAGGUUUGGCUGAGUGUUAUCUUAAUUCUUAUUACAGGGUUUCACUCGACUUAAUGCUAACCUCAUGAGGGUCAACAUAGUUAAGUGUUAGGAUUUAAUCAAGUUAACAGUAAGAGGGUCAUUAUAAACUCUUCUUUUAGUAUCAUUUUUUUUUAUAUCUGCCAACAACUUGAAAAGUUAAAUUUUUUUACUUUCUUUUCUUACUAUUCUAAAUGAAAUAUACUUUCAUUCCAAACUUGAAAUGUUAAU